Messenger RNA from Vicia villosa (hairy vetch), 471 nucleotides. RefSeq lists its product as uncharacterized. The transcript has a single exon. Lineage: Eukaryota; Viridiplantae; Streptophyta; Magnoliopsida; Fabales; Fabaceae. Bases 1 to 471 code for a protein of 156 amino acids. The record is from RefSeq and is a predicted model, not a curated record.
AUGGAGCAGCCCCCUUCUCCUACAGACUCCACUACCCCUGAGGAAAAGAAAAAUUAUGAGAAGUGGGACCGUUCCAAUCGCAUGAGUCUUAUGAUCAUAAAGCGUGGCAUUCUAGAGUCAUUUAGGGGUACUAUAUCUGAAGUAAUAACAAGUGCCAAAGACUUCCUUGCCGAAAUUGAAAAGCGCUUUGCUAAAAGUGAUAAGGCAGAAACAAGCACACUCCUUCAAAGCUUGAUUUUUAUAAAGUAUAAAGGCAAAGGAAACAUAAGAGAGUAUAAUAUGGAAAUGUCUAACAUUGCUUUCAAACUUAAGGCACUAAAACUUGAGUUGUCUGAUGACUUACUCGUGCAUUUGGUAUUAAUAUCUCUUCCCGCACAAUUUGGUCAAUUUAAGAUAAGCUAUAAUUGUCAAAAGGAGAAGUGGUCUCUUAACGAGCUCAUUUCUUAUUGUGUGAAGAAGAAGAGAGGAUGA